This is a messenger RNA of Morus notabilis, 1897 nucleotides long. RefSeq names its product peptidyl-prolyl cis-trans isomerase CYP59. NCBI's taxonomy places the organism in Eukaryota, Viridiplantae, Streptophyta, Magnoliopsida, Rosales, Moraceae. Bases 373 to 1794 code for a protein of 473 amino acids. The transcript has 14 exons. Gene Ontology annotation, biological process: protein peptidyl-prolyl isomerization. The record is from RefSeq and is a predicted model, not a curated record. Gene Ontology annotation, cellular component: nucleus. Gene Ontology annotation, molecular function: zinc ion binding; RNA binding; peptidyl-prolyl cis-trans isomerase activity.
GGUCAAUUGUAUUGAGCCCGUUACCCUCCAAGAUCAUCUCUGCAAUACGAGGAGGAGAAGAGGACGACUUCGUGCAGCUGCCGCCGCUCUUCUUCAGUCAGACUAUCGCCGCCGUUUUCUGCAGGCCGCCGUUGUUCUGCAGGUCGCCGUUGUUCUGCAGGUCGCCGUCGCCGUUGGACUGAGCGUGAACGCCGUCGCCACUGUGGUCUUCCCCUUCUUGUCGAGCACUGCUGUUGCCGUGUGCUACUUUUUGCGAUUGUUGAUCGUGAGUGAGAGAAGACGAACUCGAACGAGAGCUAGCGCAGCCGUACCCUCUCGCAAGCGAAGCCUUCCGCCGUCACUGCCGCCGCGUUUCCGGCGACAUUGGAACCCAUGUCGGUGCUGAUAGUGACGAGUUUAGGGGAUAUUGUCGUGGACUUGUACACCGAAAAAUGUCCCCUCACUUGUAAAAAUUUCCUCAAACUUUGCAAGAUUAAGUAUUAUAAUGGGUGUCUCUUUCACACAGUGCAGAAGGAUUUUACUGCCCAAACGGGUGAUCCAACAGGAACCGGGUCCGGUGGCGAUUCGGUUUACAAAUUUCUAUAUGGUGAUCAAGCUCGGUUUUUUGGCGAUGAGAUUCAUCUUGAUUUGAAGCAUUCGAAGAUGGGCACUCUUGCCAUGGCUAGUGCUGGAGAAAAUCUCAAUGCUUCUCAGUUUUAUCUCACGUUGAGAGAUAGUCUGGACUAUCUUGAUGGCAAACAUACCGUUUUUGGAGAUUUAGCUGAAGGAGUCGAAACACUGACUCGGAUCAAUGAAGCUUAUGUAGAUGAAAGUGCAAGGCCCUACAAAAAUAUCAGAAUCAAACACACCUACAUUCUCGAUGAUCCUUUUGAUGAUCCUCCACAACUAGCUGAACUCAUUCCCGAUGCUUCCCCCGAAGGAAGACCAAAAGACGAGGUCGAUGAUGAUGUGCGUCUUGAAGAUGAUUGGGUGCCCAUGGACGAGAAAUUAAGUACACAAGAGCUUGAGGAGGUUAUACGUGUGAAGGAAGCACAUUCUAGUGCUGUCGUACUUGAGAGUAUUGGAGAUAUUCCUGAUGCUGAGAUAAAGCCUCCGGACAAUGUUCUGUUUGUCUGUAAACUGAAUCCAGUUACUGAGGAUGAGGAUUUGCACACAAUUUUCUCGAGGUUUGGGACUGUACUAUCGGCUGAAGUAAUCCGUGAUUAUAAGACUGGUGACAGUUUAUGCUAUGCUUUCAUAGAGUUUGAGACCAAUGAAUCAUGUGAAAACGCAUAUUUCAAGAUGGACAAUGCUUUGAUUGAUGAUCGGAGGAUACACGUUGAUUUUAGCCAGAGUGUGUCGAAGCUAUGGUCACAAUACAGGCGCAAAGAUCACAAAAAGGGAGGGGGUUGUUUCAAAUGUGGUGCCGUUGAUCAUAUUGCCAAGGAUUGCACUUCUGGAGGCCCCACAAUGAAAGACCAAGAGAGAAAGUAUGUCUUAAAGGACGACAAUCAACAGCGAGGCGAAGGCGAAAACUCUAGGUAUGACAUGGUUUUCGAUGAAGACACGAGGAGAAGUCCACGACGGGAGAAGAGACAUCGGGGCCAUGAUUCAGAUGAACGAGUAGAGAAACAAAAGAUGAACAGGCAGAGCAUGGAUGACUCGAGGCAUAGGGUUCGAGAAAAGAGAGACUCGAGGGAUGGGCAUAGGCAGAGUGAGAGAAGUCGUAGAGAAUACAAGGAGGAUGAAUUGAGGCGAGAGAGAUAUAGGGAUGAGCGAGAUCGUGAGAAACGGCACCGAUAUGAUAGAAGAUGAAGUGCACUUUUCUUUGUUGUACUAAUAAAAUACGGAUUCUCACAACUCAGACAAAUGAAACAAAAGAUGAACGGUUUUUAGUGCAAUUAUUUGAUUUAAUCAA